CCUCCAAUCAAAUGUGUGUUGCGAAUCACAUGACUCACGUGAGUUUCUCCAGCACGAAGAGUUGUCAGCGGUCUUCCGAACUAGCAGCAGUGACAUCCAAACAAAUCCCACCAACAUGCCUAUCUGCAACCUGAACCAGAAGAAUUUUGAUCCUGAGCAGGAUUAUCCUGAACUCAGCAAGCAUAAUAACUGGAUGGCUAAAUGCCUGACCAAAGAGAUCUAUGCGGCCAAUAGAGACAAGGUCACCAAGUUUGGAGUCACUCUGGACCAAUGUAUCCAGACUGGUGUUGACAAUCCAGGCCAUCCUUUCAUCAUGACUGUGGGUGCCACUGCAGGAGACGAGGAAAGCUAUGAAACAUUUGCUGACCUCUUUGACCCCAUUAUUGACAAACGUCAUGGUGGCUAUGCUAAGGAUGCCAAGCACAAGACUGAUCUCAACCCAGACCACCUUCAGGGCGGAGACGACUUGGACCCAAACUACGUUCUCAGCUCACGUGUGCGCACAGGUCGUAGCAUUCGUGGCUACAGCUUACCACCAAACUGCACUCGUGCUGAGAGGCGUGCUGUGGAGCGAAUUACUGUCGAUGCUCUCAAUGGCCUGGAUGGAGAAUUCAAGGGCAAAUACUACCCACUGUCUGGCAUGACUGAAGAGGAACAGGAUAAGCUGAUUGAAGACCAUUUCCUGUUUGACAAACCAGUGUCUCCUCUUCUUACCUGUGCUGGUAUGGCACGUGACUGGCCUGAUGCCCGUGGUAUCUGGCAUAAUGAAAACAAAGACUUCUUGGUCUGGGUGAAUGAGGAGGACCACAUCCGUGUCAUCUCUAUGGAGAAGGGAGGUAACAUGAAGAAAGUCUUCAAGAGAUUCUGUGAUGGCCUGAACAAGGUUGAGUCUCUCAUGAAGAGCAAAGGCAAGGAGUACAGCUGGAACGAACAUUUGGGCUACAUCCUGACCUGCCCCAGCAACUUGGGAACUGGUCUGCGUGGUGGUGUCCAUGUCAAGGUCCCUAACCUGUCCAAGGACUCUCGCUUUGAUGACAUUUUGGAGAAACUACGUCUUCAGAAACGUGGCACAGGUGGUGUAGACACUGCUGCUGUUGGAGGCACCUUUGAUAUCUCCAAUGCCGACCGUUUGGGAUACUCUGAGGUGGAGCUGUGCCAGUUUGUCAUCGAUGGCGUCAAGCUCCUGAUAGAAAUGGAAAAGAAGCUGGAGAAGAAGCAACCAAUUGAUGAUUUGAUCCCAAAAGAAAAAAAGAAGUAAAUGGCAGUUUUUGGAAAAAUUAUGCAUCUAAAAACAGAUAUGAACUAUUUCUUGACUACUUGAAUUAAAACGCUGGACUUUUCUUGACCAAGGCCGUUUUACUUUUGAAAACAUUUACAGUAGCAUUGAUUGUGAUAGUGAAUUAAAACUGUGAUGGAACUACUUUACAGACAUCCUAUUUAUAUUGUAUGAAGACAUUUUGGUGCCAAAAUCUUAGCCAUUGCAGGGCAGUGCACAUGGUAGUUGUACAUGGUAGUUUUAGGAAAACAGUGUUUUAACAGAUGCCCUAAAAAGAUCUUAACCUAUUUAUGAAUCCAAAUUUUACUAUUUAUUUCAUACAAUCUAAUCCAUAUAUACAUGUUGAUAGCAGUACCAAAAUGCGUGAAAGACUUUUUCUCUCUGAUUGCCAAAUAAAAAGUGUGAAAGUGUUACUAUCUUGA
Molecule: messenger RNA, 1698 nt
Organism: Lingula anatina
Lineage: Eukaryota; Metazoa; Brachiopoda; Lingulata; Lingulida; Lingulidae
Product: creatine kinase M-type
Biological process (GO): phosphocreatine biosynthetic process
Molecular function (GO): creatine kinase activity
Source: RefSeq, a predicted model, not a curated record